Oryzias melastigma (Indian medaka) is the source of this 1050-nucleotide messenger RNA. It is a transcript of the gene cytl1, whose product is annotated as cytokine-like protein 1. Lineage: Eukaryota; Metazoa; Chordata; Actinopteri; Beloniformes; Adrianichthyidae. Gene Ontology annotation, biological process: positive regulation of transcription by RNA polymerase II. The record is from RefSeq and is a predicted model, not a curated record. The transcript is spliced from 4 exons. The coding region runs from base 46 to 486 and encodes 146 amino acids.
CGCCCCGUGCGGCAGCUGGACCUUCCGUCCUCACAGGCAGCAGACAUGCGGCUGGCGCUGGUGGUUCUGCUGGGCUUCUGCGGCUUCGCUCUGCGCUCGGAGUGCGCGCCACCGACCUGCUACUCCCGCGCGCUGGAGCUGAGCAAGGAGAUCAUGACCCUUCUGGACAGGGUGCACACGUCCCCGCGCACGAAAACGUGCGCGGAGGUCCUGCCGACGAUCUUCAUCGAUGUGCAUAACUCCUGCAUCACCAACAAGCUCCGGGACUUCCUGUACGUGGUGCUGAACCACCCCAGCCAGGCCUGCAGAGAGAAACCCAGGAUGAAGGUGCUGAAAGGAAAGAUCCAGAACCUGUACACCAUCAUCACCAGGAUCUGCUACCGGGAUUUGGUGUUUUUCAGUGACGACUGCGAGGCCAUCGAUACCGGGCACAGCCGGCCUUACCACGCUGAGGACAGGCUGCAGAUCCUGCAGGAGGAGAGAUGAACCUGCACCCUCAGCACCGCUUCUGCACAGUUUUAUUUACUCCCAGAGUUUAUCAGAUCUGCUGCUCACCCACGGGGGAGCCUCACUCCUGCAGAGGCUCUGGAACUUUCCACAGGAAAUUUGCUGAAUGCCAGCCAUGCCAAUGGAAACCCUGAAAUGAUAAACCAAUCCUUGAUGCUUGGGAGCGGCCCUCGCCGCUGCUUCCUCACAGAGUCUGAUCAAAGCGCCGCGCCUCAUUAGGAGAAGUAUGCGGUGUUACCAUAACCUUUAUCCAGACUAAAGCCACUCACAGCAGCUCUGCAUGUCGCCCUGAAAACACCACAGGAGGGGGUGGAGCAUGUCCUGAAAAAAAUGCAUUUCUAUCCCACGCUCAGCUCUGCAGCUUCGUCACCAUAAAGCAGGAGUGUCAAACUCAAUCGCACACGGGGCCAAAAUCCAGAAUAUACCUUAGCUUGCAGGCGAAACAGGAUAAACAUUUAUGGAACACUUUAAAACUACAUUUUUAAAACUUUAAAAAUGUAACUUUUUAACAUAAUUGUGAACUAGAUAAAUAGCAUUACCUGU